AUGAAAGGCCUUCUGCUGAUCACCUUGUCUUCUCUGCUCUGCUGGGUCUCAGCUGACAUUCGCUGUCACUCCUGCUACAAGGUCCCUUUGCUGGGCUGUGUGGACCGGCAGUUCUGCCACCUGGAACCAGGACAGCAAUGCCUGACAACAAAUGUGUACCUCGGGAAGAUGUGGGUUUUCUCCAACCUACGCUGUGGCACACCAGAAGAGCCCUGUCGGGAGGCCUUCAACCAAACCAACCACAAGCUAGGCCUGACCUAUAACACCACCUGCUGCAACAAGGACAACUGCAAUAACCCAGCCCCUCGGCCCACCCCGGCCCUGGCCCUUGUCCUCCUUACCUCCUUGGCUGGCCUUAGCCUCUGGCUGUUGCACUGAGACUCGCUCCAUGGCUGCCCCUCCUCCCACCUGCCUUAGCCUCUCUUCUUGUGUCUUCGUAUCCUCUGCUUCCUUUUGCUCAGAAAAGCAUUUCUCCAGACCCUUCACAUUUCUUUAAUUAGACGGUGGUCCCCCGAUCCAUCCUUCCAUCCCACACCCUCCACUCUGCUUCUCUGGAGUCUCUUUCCAUUUCCCUUGACACCACUCCAGAUCCUCCAUCGUCUCCUAGAAGGGCUCCGCACUUUGCCUCCUGAACUCCCCUGUGCCCUAUGUGAGGAGGGAUUGGAAUC
Molecule: messenger RNA, 668 nt
Organism: Globicephala melas (long-finned pilot whale)
Lineage: Eukaryota; Metazoa; Chordata; Mammalia; Artiodactyla; Delphinidae
Gene: LY6G6C
Product: lymphocyte antigen 6 family member G6C
Cellular component (GO): external side of plasma membrane; protein-containing complex
Source: RefSeq, a predicted model, not a curated record